UGACCUUGACAGACACCUCCAGGUCCUGGCCAGCAGCAGCUCAACUCACAUUUGUCUUCCCAGACACUCAGUAAACACCUUUGUGUCCUUUUUCUUUAGAGGAAGGGGUCUUGCUGAGCUCACCCUGAAAUAUAUCACCCUGGACAAAAGGGCUGAAAGGUUAAGGAGCUCCAGGGGGUGGUUCAGCAGGGAACUGGGGCCAGUCGCCUGCCAGAACCAAAGCUAUAAAGGCAGAGAGGGGCUAGGGACCACAUUCAACACGGAUGCUGCGAGUCCUGCCUUGCCUCCCACCAGCCCUGGGCUAAGAAGAAAAUGCUGGGGCUUCAGUCAUGGCCUUGCUCAUUUUUCCUCUUCUUGGUUCUGCUCUCUGCCAGCGUUCAGGCUGUGUCUUUACCAGGACAGAGGCUACAGAUGCUCCUUUCACAAUUGCUGCCUCUGGAGCCCGAGCCCACGCUGACUGAAGCGGACACGAAGGAGGGGUCCAGCUUUGAUCCUCAGCUGCUCUCCUCCACUCUCCCCUUCAUCCCAUCUGUGGCUAGAGCUGCCCGUCCAUCCCUCUGGCGCAAGAACCUCGCCAGUCGCAAGUGGGCACUGCCUGGAGAUUGGGCCUGGAAGGCCAUGCCCAGGGGUUGCUUCGGGCUGAAACUUGACCGAAUCGGGACCUUCAGUGGUUUGGGGUGUUAGCUUUGGAGGGUCUCCGAGGUGAGAGGGCCAAGAGUGUGGGCUCGAGCACCUGGGUAGGGAAGAAGUUCAGGGCAGAGUUGAGCG
Molecule: messenger RNA, 768 nt
Organism: Sturnus vulgaris (Common starling)
Lineage: Eukaryota; Metazoa; Chordata; Aves; Passeriformes; Sturnidae
Product: C-type natriuretic peptide 2-like
Biological process (GO): cGMP biosynthetic process; receptor guanylyl cyclase signaling pathway
Cellular component (GO): extracellular region
Molecular function (GO): hormone activity
Source: RefSeq, a predicted model, not a curated record